AUGGCUCCACGGUACCGGGCAUUGCACGCGGUGCUCCGGCUGCUGCCAUAUCACGGCGUCCCACCUCAGUGCCGAAGUCUGAGUGCCCAAGCCGCCCUGGCUCUCAGGAUGGAGUAUCAGGAUGCCAUCCGAACGCUCAAUACCCUGCAGACAAAUGCAAGCUUCUUGGAUCAGGUGAAGAGACAGCGCAAUGACCCGCAGGAACAGCUGGUGGCCAUGAAGGGGUUCCUGGAGCGGAGCGGCCUGCGGGUUGAGGACUUGGAUCAACUGAACAUAAUUCACGUUACUGGAACUAAGGGGAAGGGGUCCACUUGUGCCUUUACUGAGCAAAUUCUAAGAAACUGUGGCCUGAAGACUGGAUUCUACAGCUCUCCGCACUUGGUGCAGGUGAGGGAGAGAAUUCGGAUCAAUGGGCAGCCAAUCAGCAAGGAGCUAUUCAGCAAAUACUUCUGGCAAGUGUACAACCGCCUGGAAGAAACCAAGAGCGAUGACAUGUGCUCCAUGCCGGCUUACUUCCGCUUCCUGACCAUAAUGGCCUUCCACGUGUUUCUACAGGAAAAGGUGGACCUAGCCGUGCUAGAAGUUGGGAUUGGUGGAGCCUACGACUGUACGAAUAUCAUCAGGAAGCCCAUUGUUUGUGGGAUUUCUUCUCUUGGCAUCGACCACACUGCCAUCCUGGGGGACACCAUUGAGAAGAUUGCCUGGCAGAAAGGUGGCAUAUUCAAGCCAGGCGUUCCAGCGUUUACUGUGCCCCAACCCGCUAGCCCUCUGGAGGUGCUAAAAAAUAGAGCCCAGGAAAUUGGGUGCCCCCUUCAUAUGUGCCCAGACUUGGCAGAGUACGAGGAGGAUGGUAUCAAACUUCAUCUUGGUUUGGCUGGAGAUCAUCAGAGAAGCAAUGCUUCCCUGGCACUGCAGCUAGCGCAAACAUGGCUGCAGCAUCAAGGCUGUCAAGGUUUUGGAGAUAUAAAAAAUCCAAGCCAGAAAAUUCCUAAAGCCAAGUGGCCUCUGCCCCUGGCAUCUGUUUUACAACCUUCUGUUCCGAUGGUGCAAGGGUUACAGCAUACGAUAUGGCUGGGGCGUACACAGGUCCUACAGCGCGGGCCCAUUUCUUAUUACAUUGAUGGUGCCCAUACCAACAGCAGCGUGAAGGCUUGUGUCAGAUGGUUCCAGGAGGUGGCGCUCAAUGAGGAGAAAGCUGGAGGAGGGUCUGUGGUGCGGGUGCUGGUGUUUAAUGCCACUGGAGACAGGGACACUGCUGCUCUGUUAAAACUUCUACAGCCUUGCCAUUUUGACUAUGCUGUCUUCUGUCCCAACAUCAGUGAGAUGUCCGGAGUAGGCAUUGCAGAUCAGCGGAAUUACAAUGUGACUCUGGAGAACGUCCUCACGCGAUGUUUGGGGAAUCAGAAGACAUGGAACCUUCUGAUGGAGGAGAAAAUCUGUUCUGAUCCUUGGAACUCCUCCCUGCCGGUUGAUACUCUGAUUAAGGACAGCCCACGCGGUGCAGCCCUGCUCCUCGACCCUUCGUCAGAGCGCCUUUUAAACUGUAACUCCCUGGUGUUCCCCUGCAUCUCGCAUGCUCUCCAGUGGGCCACCCAGGGUAGGGACCCGGAUUUCCCUUGUCAGGACAUCAGCCUUCUCCACCACCAUCCCGUUGCCAGUUCUGGCUCCGUCCUGCUGCAGGAAGCUGCUCAUGUUCAGAUUCUCAUCACUGGAAGCCUGCAUCUCAUUGGGGGUGCUCUGAAGCUGCUCGAUCAGUCCCUUACUGAAUGAAGGAUUGGGGUUGUCAGUCUAUAUUACAUACUGUUUACUUGAAGGGUGGACGCCCCUGCUGCCUGACAUGAGACUUUUUUCCCUUUUUAAAAAAAUAAUAAUAAUAAUCUAUAAAAUAUUAUUUUUGAAGAAACGAUCACUACACUCUGAGCACUAGUGGGAAUUAAACAGUUACCUCGGGUCAUCUCUUUCAAAAGGGCUGCUAUUUUACAUGUCACAAAUAAUCAAAAAUCCAAGUAAUAGUGACACCUUCUCUGUACAUAAGUAGGAGAUAUUUGGUUAAAAUUAAUUUUUUUUUAUAUAUAUAUUCCUUUCCUGCAACAAAAUAUUUAUUAACAUUG
Bufo bufo (common toad) is the source of this 2111-nucleotide messenger RNA. RefSeq names its product folylpolyglutamate synthase (gene FPGS). Gene Ontology annotation, biological process: tetrahydrofolylpolyglutamate biosynthetic process. The coding region runs from base 1 to 1770 and encodes 589 amino acids. Lineage: Eukaryota; Metazoa; Chordata; Amphibia; Anura; Bufonidae. Gene Ontology annotation, cellular component: mitochondrion; cytosol; cytoplasm. Gene Ontology annotation, molecular function: ATP binding; tetrahydrofolylpolyglutamate synthase activity. The record is from RefSeq and is a predicted model, not a curated record. The transcript is spliced from 15 exons.